GAAAAUAUUAACUUUGAUCAAAAAAAAAAAAGGAAAAUUAUAACAAGAAGCACCGAUCAUUACAAUAUAUAUGCGUUGCUUUGCUUCUACUCUGUUUUCACUUCUGUCUUUGGCUCUCCUCUCUUUAUCUCUCGUCUCUGUAAACAAAAAAAAAACACGAUGCAGUCAUCGUCAAGCGUGUCUGAGUCCACAACGAAGAAAGGAACAAAACGAAAAAUCGAAAUCAAGAAACGAGAAACCAAACAGCAACGAGCCGUGGCUUGUUCUAAACGUCGUCAAACUGUCUUUUCCAAAGCCGCCGAUCUCUGUCUUCUCUCCGGAGCCAACGUAGCUGUCUUUGUAACCUCUCCUGCAGAGAGUUCUGAUGUUGUCUACUCUUUCUCGGGAUACUCUCCUGCACACGAAAUAGCUGAUUGUUACCUGAAUCGCAAGCCACCUCCUAAGUUUGUUGUUAACCCUCAAUCCAAGUUAGGGUUUUGGUGGGAAGAUCCUGAUCUUUACAAGUCUUGUGAUGAUCUUUCUGAGUUAAACAUGAUUGAGGAUCGUAUAGAGAGGAUGAAGAAGCAUGUGAUGGCUUGCCUUGAGAAGAAAGAAAAGUCGCAAUGUGUUUCUAACUCCGAACAAAACCCUAGGUCUUGUUCUGUCGACGAGGAGUUUGCUCGACCUUCUUCGUAUAUCGAUCUAAACCCUAACCCUAGCUCCUCUGUCCACGAGUGUUUCAACGAUCAAACCCUAGCUUCUUCUUUCCAUGGCGAUCGAAACCCUAACUUCUCGACUCAGUCUUCUUCACAGGUCGGUUCUUUUUGUCAGAAUCCUUACUCCUCUCUAGAUAAGAUCUGUGGAGAGUCUUCUUCACAAGUUGCUUCUCCAUAUCCAAACCUUAACUCCGAGAUCCAAGGAUGUGAUGAAACAGAGGAUGAGACUAACCUAAUCAUGAAUCUACCACAUCCACAAGCAACUCAACCAAGAAGAAUUGGAAUGUAUCUACAUGAGUCAAUUCACUGAUUCAUCAACCGUUUUUUUAGUCGUCUUUAAAAUCUUAACCUGUUAUAUUUUUUUAGGUACUAUAUGUUACCAAUCUAUAUUAUAUACAUGUAAAAUAAUAUGAUGUUAGUUGUUUCAUCUUGGAACUAUUAUAUAAAAUUAGAGUUUGUCUCGUUGAGAAUAUAUGAUUUCUUGAUCCUUUAAUGUUACAUUCAAGAAAAGAGAACAGUUUUGGUGCUUUGUGAUUUUAAGAUGAUGUGUUUGAACAGAAUUGAGGUAUAAGAUUAUGAACUUAGCAUAGAUUAGAUGAACUUAUCCUCCACUACAUGUAACAGGAGAG
Molecule: messenger RNA, 1324 nt
Organism: Capsella rubella
Lineage: Eukaryota; Viridiplantae; Streptophyta; Magnoliopsida; Brassicales; Brassicaceae
Product: agamous-like MADS-box protein AGL97
Exons: 1
Coding region: 160-1005 (281 amino acids)
Biological process (GO): positive regulation of transcription by RNA polymerase II
Molecular function (GO): RNA polymerase II cis-regulatory region sequence-specific DNA binding; DNA-binding transcription factor activity, RNA polymerase II-specific; protein dimerization activity
Source: RefSeq, a predicted model, not a curated record